AUUGAUGAAAAUAGAUUGUAGGCGUAGGUGUAGGUACAACAUGCCUAGUAAAUACUUUGCAUUUUUUCGACGUGUAUACAUUGUAUCAUGAUUGGAACGCUUGAUCCAUGAGAAAAUUGAGGAGAAAAGUAAUUGUGAUAAACAGCAGUGAAAGUAAUCAGUAUAAUAUUAUUAUCGAAGUGUUCGUCAAUACAAUAUAUACUGUCCUAACCAAAGGGCAGUACAUAUAACUCAAAAGUGAUAUCGUUGAGUUACAAACAGAAUGUUAAAGAAAAGUCAAUAAACGACCAAGAGGGGAAGUGUCAUGGGAGGAUGAAUGAUCAUCUCUAAAUGAUUGAAACAGUAUGAGACUAUUUAUGGUCUAGUAGAUAGAACCUAAUUUCUAAUAUUGUCAAGGAGUUGACAAAAUGCCAAUUAUAGCCAGUUCAUCCUUAACAUACGAAAUUCUAAUGUAUCUGAACUCUUUUUACUUCGGUAUGUUCGCGAUAUGCGAGCUGGGUAUGGGAUUUUUCAAAGCGGCGAACCUGCCAACGGGAACAAGUACGACGCUGACAGAAUUCGCGCUCUUGUUCUUUUUGAUAAUCACGGAAGGAGCCAGGAUCUAUCUUGGGAGGAAAGGGAAUUUGACCGAGCAUGGACUGCCCAUUUUUAUCGGAGUUAUUUUGACCGUGCCCAGCUCCUUGGCUACGCUGUACUUUCUAAUCUGGCAAAAUUACGUUCUCAGAUUAGAAGUGAUACUUUGUAGCAUACAACUGGUACUCUUGGCAUCCGAAUUAAUCAUUUCUAUCUUGUGCCUUAUAGCUAUUUAUAAACCUACGUCUCCAGAAGAGUGAGCAGAUAUAUUAAAAUAUUGUAUGUUCGCAUACCUAUGGAAAUUAAAAUUGAUUCAGCCUUCUAA
Ceratina calcarata is the source of this 898-nucleotide messenger RNA. Its product is annotated as transmembrane protein 216. The transcript has a single exon. Gene Ontology annotation, cellular component: ciliary transition zone. Gene Ontology annotation, biological process: non-motile cilium assembly. NCBI's taxonomy places the organism in Eukaryota, Metazoa, Arthropoda, Insecta, Hymenoptera, Apidae. The record is from RefSeq and is a predicted model, not a curated record. Bases 408 to 833 code for a protein of 141 amino acids.